Molecule: messenger RNA, 9360 nt
Organism: Petromyzon marinus (sea lamprey)
Lineage: Eukaryota; Metazoa; Chordata; Hyperoartia; Petromyzontiformes; Petromyzontidae
Source: RefSeq, a predicted model, not a curated record
AUGUUACAGGAUGAGGAGGACCCAUACCCUAUUGGGAGCACCGAACGGACCCGGAGACUUUCGCGGCACCCGCCUUUCCGACCGCUGCUCGGUGUCGUCAUUGUCGUCAUUGCCUCUCGAGUGCAGACCAUGACGCCCAACAAGAUGGCUUCGGUGCUCCUCCCGCUGCUGCUGCUGCCGCCGUGCGGCGGCCAGCCGGAGCCGCCCUUAGCCAGAUAUUUCUACAAUGCCACCGUCUACGAAAACUCCGCGCCCAGGACGUAUGUGGAGAGCCACAGCAGAAUGGGGUUCUACAUCGGCCUCUGGGGCUUCAUACCCACGUACUCCAUCGUAUCCGGGGAUGAGGGGGCCGGGUUCACGGCAGAGGGGUUGCACUUGGGUGAGACUUUAAUCUUGCGCAUCCGCACGGGGAAUGUGCCGUUGAACCGCGAGGAGCGCCCCGGCUACGUACUGGGGAUAAGGGCGGUCACCUGGAGCCGCCGUUGUCUGGCGUUCAUCACGGUCUACGUCCGGGUGAUGGACCGCAACGAAUUCAGCCCGCUGUUCUCGAUGUCAUCGUACGGCACGAGAGACUUAAAAGCGCCGGCGAGCACCGUCGGCCUCUUCGUCACCGACGACGCGCCGGCGGGCACCGUCGUCGUUCGCGUCGCCGCCACGGACGCUGACGAGGGCCCCAACGGGCGCAUCCGUUACGCCCUGGCAAAUCGCGUGUUCGCCGUGCACCCGACGAGCGGCGCUGUGAUGCUCGUCAAGAGGCUGAAGCCCGAUGAUUGGGGGAUAUACAUAUUGAAGGUGCUUGCUGUCGACAGCGGUGGCCUGUCCAGCUCGGCGCACAUCACGGUGUCCGUGUGCUUGACAAACCACGACUCCCCGCGUAUUGCCGUCGUCGCGACCCGCGAGCCGCGGGCGUCAUUUGCUAACCCCGCCGCCUCGUACGCCGAGCUCGCCGUGAAGGACGCCGAUAUCGGCCCCGCGGGGGAGAUCAGCGCCGUGGAGAUCAUCGCCGGCGACCCCCUCCGGGCGUUCUCCGUCACCCUGACGGACGGAGCCGACCCCGACUCGACCUACGCGGUGAGGCUCUCGGGGCGGCUAGACUGGGCGGACUUCCCCUUCGGGGUGAACCUCACCGUGCAAGCUCGCGACAGGGGGAGGCCGCCCAAUUACUCGGGGCCCGUCACGGUCACGGUCCGGGAGGGCGGCGCCGCCGGCGCGUUCGAGCGGAGCGUCUACACAGGUGCCGUCGAGCGGCGGUCUCCGCCCCGCACCGUCGUGCUCGCGGUCAGAGCCUCUUGCGGCGCGCGGAGCUGCCGGUACGUUGUCCGAGGUGGCGCCGACGGCGACUUCUUCGCCGUGAACCCCGCCACCGGGGUCGUCUCCGUCCGCAAGUCUCUGGCGGCGGUCGACAGACCCCGCCUCGCGUUCGACGUCGGUACCGACGUCGGCUCGGGCAUCGCCAGCGUCACGAUUGACGUCGUGUACUACAACGACCACGCCCCGGUCUUCGAGCGGCACAACUACUUCGCCUCGUUGAGGGAGGACGUCCCGGCGGGCACCUUUGUGCUCGUCGUGUACGCCACGGACAAGGACGAGGGGUACGACGGCCGCGUGACGUAUGGCCUGGCGGACUCUGACCCCGGCCCAUUCGCCGUUGACCCCUUCACGGGCAUCGUCGUCACGACGGGGCCGCUGGACCACGAGGAGACGGCGGGGGUCUACUGGCUGCACGUGCGAGCCUCGGACUGGGGGACUCCGUUCCGCCGGGAGGCGGAGGUGAUCGUGACUGUCCGCGUCGUCAACGUGAACGACAAUGCGCCCGUCUUUGUGAGGAACUGCGUGGGUCAGAUCCCCCGGGACCUCCGGCCUGGCGAGCCGAUCUUCACCGCAUUGGCCAUCGACGCCGAGCUCCAGCCGGUGCUCUACGGCAUCGCGUCCGGGAACGAGGGCGGCUUCUUCGCGCUCGACGACGCCCUCGGCGUCGUGACGCUCGCGCGUUCCCUCGCCGACGUCGCCGUCGGGCCGGUGGGGGCCUUUCACCUCGGCCUCACGGCCACCGACGGGGAGCUCUCGGCAGAGAUGUUCCUGAACAUCUCGGUCCUGGACGCCAGUCCCGGUUCGGGGCCGUCAUUGCGGUGCGUGGCGACGGGGAUUGUCCGGAGGAUGGCCGAGAUUCUCCACCGGGCGGACCAACAGCGAGACCGCCCGCGGCCUGUCGCCGCCAGCACCGUCAAUCGGCACGCGCCGGCGUUCGCCACCCCGGCGGCCGCCGUGGAAGUCCGCGAGGACCUGCCCGUCGGGGCAGAGGUCAUCCGAAUGGAGGCCGAGGAUUCGGACGACGGCUUCGAGGGGAAGCUGCUAUACGCCCUGACGGACGACGGGGCGAGCGGCUUCACCGUGGACGCAGAGACUGGCAUCGUGAGGGUCCUGGUGCCGCUUGACCGCGAGGCCGCCGCCUCCUACUCCAUGAACGUCGUCGUCCACGACCUGGGGACGCCGCGGCGUUCUGCGAGCGCCACCCUCCGGGUCGUCGUCUUGGACGUCAACGACAACCGGCCGGAGUUCUCGCGGCGCGCCUACGCAGCCCGGGUGCCGGAGAGAGUGCGGCCGGGCCACGAGCUGCUCCGGCUGGAGGCCGCCGACGGCGACGAGGGCGACGCGGGCUCCGUGCGCUACCGCCUGCUGUCCGACACCGACCUCUUCCGCGUGGACGCCGAGACAGGCGCCUUGGAGGUGGCGGCGCCGCUGGACCGCGAGCGGCGCGCCGAGCACGCGCUGCUGGUGGAGGCGUCGGACCUGGCGCCGGAAGAGAGCCGCCUCUCUUCCGUCGCCGCGGUGAUCGUGACGGUGGAUGAUGUGAACGACCACGCGCCCACGUGCGCGCCGAACCCCCUCCGCCUCCGUGUGCCCGAAGACGUCACGGUGGGGGCCGUCCUCGGCUGGCUGGACGCUCGAGACCCCGACGUGGGGCCGGCCGGGGAGGUGCACUACACGCUGGUUAGCGUGGACGGGGGGGACGGCACGUUCACGGUGCACAGGACGAGCGGGGCAGUGCGGCUGGCGCGGCCGCUCGACUUCGAGAGACGACGCCGCUACGACCUAAAGGUGGCCGCGCACGACAGCGACCCCAGGGGGCCACCGUCGACCAUCUGCCGGGCGACGGUGGAAGUGACGGACGUGGACGAGAACAACCACGCCCCGCGGUUCGCGGAUUCCAUGGACAGCACACGCGUGCCGGAGGACGUCCCCAUGGAGACCGCCAUCUUCACCGCCACGGCCACGGACCACGAUGAGGGUCUGGACGGGGAGGUGCGGUACUCCCUCGUGGGCGGAUCCGACCUGGGGGUCUUCAACAUUCAUGUGGAGACCGGGGUGAUUGUCACGACGCGGCCGCUGGAUCGCGAGACGGUGAGGAGCUACUGGCUCGAAGUGCGCGCUACGGAUCGCGGAGUCUUCCAACGCUUCUCCACACUGCACAUCUACGUGGAGGUGCAGACGUGGUACCAGGCCGACGCUAUGGAGAACUCUCAUUCCGUUAUAUUCCAAGUGAAAGCCUGGGACCCAGACAAGGACAGCGUGCCCCGGGGCAAGGGCCUCACGUUCAACAUCGUUAGUGGAGACCCACAGGGAAUGUUCACCAUAAACAAAACGUCAGGCGCCAUAUCUAACGUCCCCAACAAGUCGCUGGACAGAGAGACGCAGGCGGAGUACGAGCUGGAGGUGUCCAUCGUGGAUACCGGCGUGCCCCCGCGUGAAACGAGGGUGGCGUUGUCGGUGAACGUCUUGGACAGAAACGACCACACCCCACGCUUCCCCAGGGACCUCCAGCACGUCUACGUGGUGGUGGCGGAUGACGAAACGGAGGUGGAAAUCGCACGUUUCUAUGCCACCGAUGCCGACUCGGGCGACAACGCCAGGAUAGCGUACGACAUAUCGCCACAAAUAAAAUAUCGCGUGGACAGCUAUCAAGGAAUCGGAAUCCUCUUCACCCGGAGAAACUUGCACCGUGCGGGGACAUCCGACACCAUGGAGCUCACCGCCAUGAACAUGGAUUUGGACGCAAGAAAGGUGUCUACCAAACUGCGUGUGAAUUGGGUCGCCACUCCUCUGCCGCCGGAGACGCCCCCGGCCUUCGCCCAGAGUCGGCACGUGGUCACCGUGGCGGAGACGGCCACCGUGGGCUCCGUGGUGAUCGCCCUGCCCACGCAGAGCACGGCGGGGAGCCUCCUCUGGUUCAACAUCACAGGCGGUAACGUGGAGGACCGCUUCUAUGUGACGCAACAUGGCGGUGUUGUGGAGUUGGCCCAGCCGCUGGAUGCCGAGCAGCGCACCUCCUACGAGCUCACCAUCAGGCUCACCGACGGGACCAACGCUGCAACCACCCUGGUGGAGGUGACGGUGCUGGACGUGAACGACAACCGGCCCCGUUUCUCCCGUGGCCGCUACAAUGCGACCGUCGCCGAGGACUCUCCUGGCGCCGUCGUCAGCCUCCGGAUGGAGGCGACCGACGCCGACGCCGGCGACGCCGGCCAGUUAUCCUUCUCGCUCGUUGGCUUAGGCGGCAAUAACGCCGCCGAGAGCGUGCGUCUGUUCCGCAUUAACCCCGUCACCGGCAAGGUCACAGCUGCCGUGGCGCUGGACCGAGAGGCCAAGCAGAGCCACGUACUCACCGUCAUGUGCUACAUCUUCACCCAGCGCUCCUCGCAGUCCUGUGACAUCCGACGGCAGCUCGUAUCUGCACGCGGAGCUCUCUGCUCUCCGUCUUCUUCCGCCGGUCACACGGCCUUGUCCAGCGUCCACUGCUCCAUGAAGGCCGGCACGGCGUGGAUCGGCCACACCCUGGCACCGACCAGCACGAUAGAUGCUCGGGCUGCUGGCCGGACCACCUUCCUCACCCUGUAUAUGCCGAGCUUGGUGCAGGAUGCCAGGAUCCCCGUGAGGCGAGCGUACACCACGGUGGUGGUGAGCGUCAUCGAUGGCAACGACAACUGGCCCCUCUUCAACAGCUACCCCUACGAGGCCUACGUGGCGGAGUCGGCGGCCGUGGGCUCCGCCGUGAUACGCGUCGUGGCGUUCGACUGCGACGACGGCCCCAACGCCAACUUCAGCUACAGCUUCAAAUCCGGAAACGUGGGGAAUUCCUUUGCCGUCCACCACACGCUGGGCGUCGUCUCCGUGGCGCGGAAGCUGGACGGUUCCGUGGUGGAGAGCUACGAGCUGAUGGUGAGGGCGAAGGACCACGGGCGCCCGCAACGCUCCACGGUCGCCACCGUCCGCAUCGUCGUCAACGCGUACGGCGUUCCCCCCAAAUUCGCCUUCGGAGACGGCGGCGGCUCGGCGGAGGUCGCCGAAUGGGCCGCGCCCGGGAGCUUCGUGCUCGCGGUGAGCGCCUCCAGCUGGUCGACGGUCACCUAUGAAAUACGGGAGGGCGAUUCCGAAGGCGCCUUCGACAUCCACCCGACGUCCGGGGUCGUUGCCACCAAACGGCCGCUGGACCGCGAGCGGACGCCGUCGUACCGGCUGACGGUGCGGGCCACGGACGCGGCGGGCCUCUCGACGGACACGUCGGUGUCGAUCCGCGUGCUCGACGAGAACGAGAACGCGCCCGUCUUCGACCGCCCGCGCUAUCGCGGGGCCGUCAGCGAGGAGGCGUCGGCGGGAACCCUGGUACUGGACCCCGACGGCGUCCCGCUCGUCAUACGAGCCGCCGACGCGGACGACGGCGAGGGGCCCGCGACGGUCGCCUAUCAGAUCGUCGAGCGCGAAGCCAGAAAGUACUUCUCCGUCGACCCGCGCACGGGGGCCGUCAGGACGGCCGGGGCCCUCGACCGCGAGACGACGGCCGAGUUCCGCUUCCGGGUGGCCGCAUCGGACGGCGGCAGCCCGAGGCUGUCCGCCGAAACGCCGGCCGAGGUGACCGUCACCGUGCUGGACGCCAACGACUGCCCGCCGGCGUUCUCGACGGCCGCGUAUGAGACGGCGCUGAUCGUGCCGACCCUCGCCGGCGUCCGCCUGCUGACCCUGGCGGCCUCCGACCUGGACGUCGGCGCCGUGUUGACCUACCGCGUCGCCUCGGGAAACGUCGGCGGUGCGUUCGCCGUCGACGCGCGCACCGGGAACGUCGUGGUGCGGAACGCCUCCCUCCUCGCCGCCGGCUACGACCUGCGGGUCGAGGUGUCCGACGGGAGGUUCUCGAGCGCCGCGCGGGUGAAGGUCUCCGUGCUGGAGGCGGUCGACGGCAGGCUGCGGGUUCCGCCAAAGUACUCGGCGCGCGUCCCCGAGAACAGCACGGCGAUCGUCGUAGUCGCCGUGGUCGUCGCGACGGGGGGAGAUCUCAACGAGCCGCUCGUCUUCGGCUUGCUCGACCCGAGCGGCGCGUUCCGGAUGAGGCCGACGGCGGGCGUCCUGGAGACGGCCGGCGUCGCGUUAGACAGGGAGGAGCGCGAUCGCUACGAGCUGCUGGUGGAUGUGAGGGACGGCUCCCGGGCGCGCCCGAGCGUCGCUCACACCGUGGUCGAGGUGGACGUCGAAGACGUCAAUGACAACGCCCCGGCGUUCGUCGGCCUGCCGUACCGCGCCGUCGUUAGGGUGGCGGCGGCUUGGGGGAGCGCCGUGCUCACCGUGGCGGCCCUCGACCGGGACGUCGGCGAGAACGCCAGGGUGAGGUACUCCUUGAGGGAUGGCCACGAUGGCCGCUUCGUCAUCGAUCGCUCCGGCGGCAACGUCUCGCUAAGGAGGAGAUUCGCCCCGGACGCGUCGGGCAAGGACUUCGUCGUGACCGUGGUGGCGACGGAUUGCGGGGUUCCUCCGCUGUCGUCCGCGGUCGACGUCACGGUCACGGUGCUCGACGAGGACGCGCCGGCGUUCGAGAGCCUCUCCCACGUCGCGUGGGUGCCCGAGGACGUCGUGCCGCCCGCGCCGAUCGCUCACGUCCGCGCAACGGCUCCGGGGGGCCCGCCUCUCGUUUUCUCCAUUGUCGACGGCGACCCCUUCGACCAGUUCUCCGUCGACUUCGGCACGGGCGUCGUGAGCGUCGUCGGCCCUCUGGACCGCGAGACGCGGGCCAACUACCGCCUCGCGGUGCGGGCCGCAUCCCCGGCGACGGGCCUGUACGCCGACACGAGCCUGGACGUCGUCGUCGGGGACGUCAACGACAACCGGCCGCUCUUCGCGCGGGGCGCUUACGCCGCCACGCUGUCCGAAUUCGCGCCCCCGGGGACCUCCGUCGUCCAGGCGAGAGCCGCCGACGCCGACUCGGGCUCCAACCGGGCGCUCCGCUACGAGAUCGUGGACGACGGGGAGAAGGGCGGCGAGGGAUUCCACGUGGACCCGGACGGCGGGCUGGUCGUGACAACGGCGCCCCUGGAUCACGAGCGAAGCCGGCUUCAUCGUUUCUCGGUGCGGGCGACGGACGGCGGCUCCCCUCCCCUCGCCGCCUACGUUCCGGUGACCGUCACCGUCGAGGACGAGAACGACAACGCCCCGGUGUUCGAGCGGCCGCUGUACGAGGCGUCCGUGAACCGGCUGGUCUUGGCCGGGCACUUCGUGGCCGCGCCGAGGGCGUUUGACGCCGACGCGUCGGACGCCCACCGGCUCCGAUACGCCAUUGUCUCCCCCUCCAGGGACGACAUUCGUGAAUCAUAUCGCGACAUCGAGACCAGCUUCGCGAUCGACGUCGAGACAGGCGUCGUCUCCGUCAUCGGCGACAGCCUGCGAUUAGGCCUCGGCAAGCUGCCCGCCCUCUACCGCUUCCGGGUCUCGGUCACGGACGGAACGUUCGUCAGCGUAGCCACGGUGGCGGUCGACUUGCUGCCCGCCUUCGAGUGGCCCAAGUACGCGAUGGAGAUCCCCGAAAACUCAGAGGCAGGGACCCCGGUGGUCUUGCGGCGGGCCAUGGACGCCGACGCGAGCGGGCGCAUCUUAGGGAGGGCGCCCCCCGCCGAGGUGAUCUUCGCCACGGGCUACGCCAACGACCGCCCCCCGCGGUUCUUGGACUCGGUGGUCUACGUCCGCGUGCCGGAGGACGCGGAGCCCGGCCUGGCGUUGGCCGUCAUCCGGGCGGACGACGCGGACGCCACGUCAGAACACCUGCGGCUUACGUACCACCUGACGGGCGGCGACCCGCUGGGCCACUUCUCCCUCGGCCCCGUCAACAUGGGGGGCGAGUGGACGCUGCGCCUGGAGCGGCCGCUCGACCGCGAGGAGAAGGAGUACCACAUCUUGCAGGUGACAGCCACGGACUGCACCUACGCGAGGACGGUCGUCGUGGUCGUCAUUGUGCUGGACGUCAAUGACAAUGACCCCGUGUGUGACAAGCUGUGGUACAACGUCACCGUGCUGGAGGAUGUCGCGCCAGGAUUCUUCAUGCUGAGCGUUUCCGCCCGUGACUCCGACCUCGGCCCUAACGGCACCGUCAGAUACUCGCUGCACGACGCCGGAGCAACGCCCUUCCGCUUGCACCUCGUCAGCGGGAAGCUCUUUACGCGGGCGCCGCUGGACCACGAGGCCGCCCCGGUCCACGCGCUCACCGUGGUCGCGAACGACCGGGGCGGCCGCUCCUGCCGGGCGGAGGUCCUCGUGAGGGUGGAGGACAUGGACGACUCGGCCCCGCGCUUCCUCGCGGGGUCGCCCCCCCGUGCCGUCGCCCUGCGUUGGCGCCACGCCGGCGUGGGGACGGCGGUGACGAGCGCGCGCGCCGUCGACUCCGAACUGGGCCGCCGCCGCAGGGUGACUCACUUUCUGCUGGACUCGGCCGGCUACCGCUUCGCCAUCGAUGUCCGUUCGGGCCUCAUCGUCGUCAAGCGUCCGCUGGAGCGCCGUGCCCUCUACAACCUCACGGUGCUCGCCCGCGCCGGGGGGGGGGGCUCGGCGCCUUCCGCCACCGCGGCGAUUUCCGUGUCCCUCCGUGACGACGAUGACGUCGCCACCCCGGCGUUCCGGCGGCCGGCUUACCGCGUCACCGUGCCGGAGGACGCGGCGCCGGGCACCACGGUCGUCACCGUGGCGGCCACCUUCGGCGGGGCGGGCGCGCCGAGCUAUGGCAUCGCCAGCGGCAACGAGCUCGGGGCGUUCGGGAUCGACCGGAGGCUCGGCGUCAUAAGCGUCGUGGCGAGGGCCCUGGACUACGACAAGCGCCGCCACCACUACCUGACGGUGUGGGCCGCCGCCGCCAGCGACGGCGACGGCGACGACGCCGGAGGGGCGGCGACCUCGCCGAGCGCCGUUACCGUGGUGACCGUGGACGUCACCGACGAACCGCGGUUCGCCGCGAAGAGCGCCGUCGUCGGGGAGGAGGACGCCCUGCCUGGUGACGCCAUCGUCACGAGCGGAGCAGCCGGCGACGCCAGCAGCGAGGAGGAGGAGUAG